Aspergillus niger is the source of this 1026-nucleotide messenger RNA. RefSeq lists its product as uncharacterized. Bases 1 to 1026 code for a protein of 341 amino acids. The transcript is spliced from 3 exons. The record is from RefSeq and is a predicted model, not a curated record. NCBI's taxonomy places the organism in Eukaryota, Fungi, Ascomycota, Eurotiomycetes, Eurotiales, Aspergillaceae.
AUGGUACUACUAGCUUUGGGGCAUUUGUCGCUAGUUACACCUAACGCUUGUCGGCCUGAAGUUACCGUAAAUCUUAUAUCACAAAAUGGCUAUUUUGCACCGAUCAGCAAACUCAGCUACGAAGCCGAUUGUUGUCUGAGGUAUUUUCCUCCAUUCAUGGCAAUUCAUUGGCUACGGAAGCUUUCCCUCUGCAAACCUGGUUUAACCCCAAUUGCACAUUCAAUGAUCAUCGAAUUAUUAUUUCUCAAAUCCUCAAGUCAUCGUGCCCUAAAAACUGCCCUAACCUACAUUUUCAAGGCAGAUGCUUCGCCUUACUACUCGCCAGCUGUGCAGAUAAAUAUCAUGGGUCAAGAUGCAACUCAUGGUGACUUCGAUCAUAGCAUGAGUCAAAAUAGUCAUCAAGUACCAGCUACGGCCGACGAGCCUGUCUCCGAGGCUAAGCUCUUGGACAUACAGUAUGGCAAAUGCUAUUGGCUCAGCAAAGAAGGCUAUGGAAAGGUAGGAGGCGAUCCCAACACUUGGAAUAUCUUAACCUUUGGGAACUCGGACGAGAAGAGAAUUUUCAAACUUUGCUAUCGUCGGAACUCAUGUUUCAACGAGCAGCCCAAGAGUGGAGGAGGUCAAUCUGUGAGCAGCAGCCAUGCCUUCUGGCUUUGGGAUUACCAGGGGUGGAAUAAGAACACCAAAGUUGGACCGGGCUACCUGGCUACCUCUGGCUGGAACUGGUUCUUUGCCGCCGGCGGGGGGUACUGUAACACGAUCAGCUUCAAGGCCAACCAAAAUAGCGACGAUGAUGAAGAUGCAGUCGGUGCAGAGAGUAACGCCCCCACCAUUCGUUUGUCAAUUGGGUAUGCGACCGAAGAAAGCAGCCCGCUCACGGGUUUGGAAAUAAGAAGUGACAAGAAGCUGUACCGAGCCGACCCCAAAAAUUCACCCUAUGUCACCCUCAAGUUUCAUGAGGUUACAUGUCCUGACGACGAGGAUGACGAUGAUGACGAUGCAUAUUUGAACCGACCUCUGUUCUAA